AUGGCCACCAUACCGACACGGUCCUCACUCCCUCGCGAGAUAUGGCUUAUGGUACUCAUACUCUGGACAGAACCGCUCUGCGCCACCGUCAUCGACCCCUUUGUCAAUGCCUUCAUCCGCGAGUCCAGAAUCACGGGAGGUGACGAGACAAAAACGGGCUACUACAACGGGAUCAUCGAAUCGGUGUUCUACAUCGGCGAAUCCCUCUCCGUCGUCCUCUGCGCCCGUCUAUCCGACCGCUACGGCCGUCGUCCCAUCCUCCUCGUCGGCCUCUUCGGCCUCUCAAUCUCCAUACUCCCCUUCGGCUCUACUCCGCACUUCUACGUUAUCGUCAUCAGCCGAUUCUUUCAGGGAUGCUUCAACGGCUCAUUAGGGAUCGCGAAGACCGUGUUGAAUGAGGUUACCGACGAGGGGAAUCGGGAGAGUGCGUUCAGGGCAAUUCCGCUCAUCUGGACCUUUGGUGCUGUCGUAGGGUGCGUAUAUUGUCUUGGGUUUUAUGCUGCUCGUGCUGAAAAAUAG
Messenger RNA from Stereum hirsutum FP-91666 SS1, 519 nucleotides. Its product is annotated as MFS general substrate transporter. The record is from RefSeq and is a predicted model, not a curated record. The transcript has 2 exons. Gene Ontology annotation, molecular function: transmembrane transporter activity. NCBI's taxonomy places the organism in Eukaryota, Fungi, Basidiomycota, Agaricomycetes, Russulales, Stereaceae. Bases 1 to 519 code for a protein of 172 amino acids. Gene Ontology annotation, biological process: transmembrane transport.